UUCUAGCAUGAGGGAUUGCAUUGAUCAUUGAUGCAUUCCUCAGUUCUCAAAGGCAUGUAAACCGGGUAUAAUAAUAGUUUCUCCAAAUGCUUACAGUGCCACUCGUCUUCUCAUAAAUGUCGGAAACAAAGGGCAGCAUAAAGAAAAGAAGGAGAAAGAGAAAGACUCCUCAAUCUGGGGCUCAGUCUGAGGUAACUAUGGAGGAUCUCCUGUCUUCCUCCUCUUCCUCUCUAGUGGCCUCUGGUAUCUCACACAUUGAGAAGAUUGCCAGUCGUGCUUGGAAUGCUGUCUCAUUUGAUUCACUCCCAGAAUGGCUACGGGACAAUGAAUUCCUUCAUUACCAUCAUCGUCCACCGAUGUACUCAAUACGUGGCUGCAUUAAGAGCAUAUUCCGUAUGCACACCGAGACAUGGAAUAUAUGGACGCAUCUCGUUGGGUUUGUUUUCUUUGUUUCUCUCACUUUGAGUGUUUAUUGUUUUCGUGAUUAUAUCACGUUCCUUUUCGAAAGCAACAUUGUCAUUAGCGACCUUCCAUGGCAAGAACAAGUUGUCAUUUUCAUCUUCUUCCUUGGAGCAAUGACUUGUUUAUUCUGUUCGACUGUGUUCCACACUCUUUGCAAUCACUCCCAGGCAGCUCACUCCAUUCUAAGCCGCUGUGAUUACUCAGGAAUAGCUUUCCUCAUCACUGGCUCUAGCAUCCCUUGCUAUUACUACUUCUUCUAUUGUCGUCAGCUAUCAAGGCACAUACACACUGCAAUCCUGGCAGCACUCUGUGUCACGUGCAUUUGUGUGAGUCUCUGGAGCAAAUUCAGUACACCUAAAUACCGUCCACUUCGUUUUGGAAUGUUUGUUGCUUUUGGGUUAUAUGCGGUAGUCCCAGGUCUGGAAUUAAUAUUAAGUGGUGGCUUACUAAUCAAGCCGUAUGCUGGUUAUAUCACGGGUGUGGUACUAAUGGGGUCCCUCUAUCUCAUAGGUGCUAGUUUAUAUGUUCUGAGAGUACCAGAGAGGUUCUUCCCUGGUAAAUUCGAUGUCUGGGCUCACAGCCAUCAGCUGUUUCAUGUUUGUGUUGUGUUGGCUGCUCUGGUCCACUACGAUACAUUGUUAUCAAUGGUAAGGGACAGAUUGGCACUGGGUGAGGAGUGUGAUCCAAGAAAUAGUGCUAGCAUAUUGCAAUUUGUGUAUUAAUAAAUUGAUAUCCAAACUAAUAAUUUUUAUGUUUUUUUUUUGAUAUUUAUUUAAGGUGAUCAUUUUCUAAAUAGUA
This is a messenger RNA of Amphimedon queenslandica, 1260 nucleotides long. RefSeq names its product adiponectin receptor protein 2-like. The record is from RefSeq and is a predicted model, not a curated record. The transcript has a single exon. Gene Ontology annotation, molecular function: signaling receptor activity. Bases 117 to 1184 code for a protein of 355 amino acids. NCBI's taxonomy places the organism in Eukaryota, Metazoa, Porifera, Demospongiae, Haplosclerida, Niphatidae. Gene Ontology annotation, biological process: adiponectin-activated signaling pathway. Gene Ontology annotation, cellular component: plasma membrane.